This is a messenger RNA of Mytilinidion resinicola, 615 nucleotides long. RefSeq lists its product as uncharacterized. The transcript has a single exon. NCBI's taxonomy places the organism in Eukaryota, Fungi, Ascomycota, Dothideomycetes, Mytilinidiales, Mytilinidiaceae. The record is from RefSeq and is a predicted model, not a curated record. The coding region runs from base 1 to 615 and encodes 204 amino acids.
AUGGCCCAACCCAACCAGCGCACGAUGCGAAUCAUACAUUUCUACGACGCCCUACUUCCCGUACCUUACGAUCGCCGCCUCAGGCGGCCCAUGUUGGCCGGGUUGAACGGCUGCUCCGAAUCCCUAAACAUGUCUAGCCUCCGAAAUGCAUGGAACUUCUCGCUGCACCUCCCUCCGAGCAUCGACUACGCGAACUUCCAGCACCUACUCUCCACACCCGAAGACGACGAGGCCCGCGUGGUGCUAGUGACUGCUAUCCCGAACUUCACGGAAGACGGACGCGACUACCUUGAGUUCACAUGGCACACGAUGACGGAGCAAUCGGACAGCUUGCUGAGAGAAUCUUGGCCGGUACGAGGGGAAGGGAAAAAGAUGGUGCUGCUUGGACCUUUUCCGCACGGGUUGUUGUUCUGGAUGCAUAUGAAUCUGAAGCCGUUACUGCUGGAACAGGAUGUGGAUAAGCAGCAGUAUGACGCGCUUGCGGGGUUUUACUUAGAGAGGCUGCACCAAUUACGGGUUGCGGUGGUUGGAGAGGCUGAGGGAUCAAUCCUCAGUUUGGCGCAAUUCGGAGAGCAUUCUUCUGACCAAGCGCUUGAGAAAUCGUUCGCUCGAUGA